UGUUAUCACACAACCAUCGACGGCACUGGGCAUACAACACCCCCCCAGGGUCAACUUGUCGACCCCUUCUUUCCCAUCUCCGGUAAAAGGUCCUCCAUGUGAUCCAAUCGCCCUCUAUGAUCGGGUACUGUUUCUACCAGGAUCCUUUCUUCCCGCCAUAGCCCUCAUGUCCAUCCGGCCUCUGCCAGACGACGUGGUUCAGCAGAUCAGGUCGUCCGUCGUCAUUACCUCCUUGAACGACGCCGUCCUUGGCCUCAUCAAGAACUCUGUGGACGCCUCGGCUACUAAGAUCAACGUCUCGGUCGAGUACGCUAGAGGCAACUGCUCCGUCGAAGACGAUGGCCUCGGUAUCGCACCUGACGAGUUUCGCGAGACCGGAGGAUUAGGCAAGCAUCAUUGUGAGCACAGCAGUCGCCGCUCUCGGGAGACAGUAUGGGGGAACCGGGAGGGGGUGAACAUGCUAAUACUCAGUCCCUUUUCGCAGACACCUCGCGAUAUCCGCCGACGGACCACAUCUAUGGAUCCCACGGCGCCUUCGUCUCUUCGCUGGCCACCCUGUCCCUGACCUCCAUCACUUCUCACCACCACGAACAUCUUUCUCACAACACCAUCACCAUCCAUAACGGAAAAGUCUUGGCCCGCAACACCCCGGCCCUCCCGGAGCACAGGCUUCGGCUGCUCUCCUCUGACCAUGGCACCCGUGUCGUCGUCCGAGACCUCUUUGGGCGCAUGCCUGUCCGCGUCAAGCAGAGGCCCUUGGCUGCCGACAAGUCCUCGCUGGAUAGGGAAUUUUCUCGUCUCGUCCGCUUGGCUGUUGCCAUCGUUCUCGCCUGGCCUCGCCCCGUCGUCCUUUCGCUUCGAGACGGCAUCACCGGCAACCAAGUCCGGCUCAGACCGCCCCCUCCGUCUCACCAGUCGGGCGUUCAGACACAGACUCACUCCGACGCUGAUGCGACUCUGACGACCCGAGUCUCCACGUCCUUGGUGCAGGCCGGCUUGGCCGACGAUCUGUCCUACGGCACCUGGGUUCCCGUCGCCGCAUCGGCCGGCAACUUGUCCGUACGUGGCUGCAUAUCCCUCAACGCCGUCGCCACGAGGCGGGCCCAGUUCAUCAGCCUGGGCAUCCACCCCCUGCACAACGAGUACGGCCUCAACGUCCUCUACGACCAGGUCAGCCGCGUGUUUUCCAACUCGGCCUUCUCUGCCGAAGAAGACGAAGGCGACACCGACGGCGAGCCGAGGGACAAGUACGCCGCCCGGCAGCUGAGGACGAAACGGACGCUCGAUCGCUGGCCCAUGUUUUACUUUCGCGUAGAGCUGUCCUCGGACCAGGAGCCUGCGCGGCGCUUGCCAUCCUUGGACGAAACCCUCGACCGCCCCCACACGCUUUCCGGCAUCGUCGACCUGUUGAGGUUGAUGUGCUUCGAAUUCUUGAAGAAGUAUCACUUUCGGCCCCAUUCGCUGGCGAGGGACACUCGCUCCGCGAAGAAGGAUAUUUCGAGCAGGUUCCAGACGACCACGCAACCCGCUGAACGGAGGGGUGCCGCUGCGACUGCCGCUGCCCCGUCGAAACGCAAGCACCCACGGUCUGCGACGCCCGUAGCAACCGCCCCCCGCCGUCCAGAGUCGCCCUUUGACCUGUGGCAGCGCGUCAAGGUCGGUAAAGCGAGGCAAGCCCAAUCUCCUGCGUGUAAAUCGUGUGCGCACGAGUCGCCGUCGAAGCCGGAAUCUCCCCUCAUUGACAAGAACGGUCGACUGCUGCGACAGCCUUUUGACGAUGUGGACGUACCGGAAGUAACCACGACCAAGUGUGGCGAUGGAAAAUUCCGCGAUGCAGCGUAUGGCACUCCUACCAGUCGACCCGGGAGCUCCCAACCUAAAGCUCCCGGGACCUCGACUACAUUUCCCGCCUCUCGUUUCAACGAAUCACAGAGCGACGCAUCUGUUGCGCCUGCUGCGUCAUGCCGCGAAUAUACCACGCAAAAGAGAAUCCGACUCGAGGACACCACGACGACCGAGAGCGAACCUAGCGAGUGGGUGGAAAAGGUGGUUUCGGCGUGGGAGAACCCCGUGUUCCCAACCGUAGACCCACCCGUGCGACGCAUCGAAGAGGCGACAACCACCGCGGGCGGCGACGCAAAAGACCCUACCCGGGCUUGUACUGGCGGCGUCUCCUUCGACCUAUCCACGCUCCGACUGGGCGAAAAGCUGUCCAGAGGCGCCCUGGGUCGGGCCAAAGCCAUCGCGCAGGUGGACCGAAAGUUCCUCCUCGUCAGACUCCCUUCGGAAACGCGGUCCCUGUUGGUGCUCGUCGACCAGCACGCCGCGGACGAGCGGUGCCGCCUCGAAGCCCUGAUGCGGGACUACUUCGUCGACGUCGACGGGACGGGGCCGCGAGCUCGAACAGAGACCCUGGGAACAACCCUAACAUUCGAAUUCGACGUCCGGGAGUGCGAGCUGCUUCGCCGCUUUUCGGCUUACUGGAGCCACUGGGGGGUGGUGUACCGCGUCAGGCCGCCCGUGCAGCACGGCCAACGGCAGCCACAUCCCCGUCCCCCGGAAAGCGGGCGUCGUCGAACCGGCGUCGUGGAUAUCACGAGCCUGCCGCCCAGCAUCCUGGAAAGGGGCUGCGCGGAGCCGCGGCUCGUGGUGGGCCUGCUCCGUAACGAGAUUUGGAGGUGGGAGGACGAAGGGGGGGUGCCCGCGUACGCGUACGCGGCAUCAUCCCAGGGCGGAGCGGGCGUCCGGAGCGCGGCCGACUGGGUGGCCAACUUCCAGGGAUGUCCGCAGGGGAUCUUGGACAUGCUCCAUUCCAGGUCGUGCCGCAGCGCCAUCAUGUUCAAUGACGAACUGUCCCUGGAGGAGUGCGGCGACCUGCUUCGACGGCUGGGUUGCUGUGUGUUUCCCUUUCAGUGCGCGCACGGGAGGCCGUCGAUGGUUCCCCUGGUCGACAUGGAGAGCUUGUCGUAUGUUUUUCGGGGGGAGGAAAAGACUACGAGGGGAGGUUUUGGUAAACAGCUUCUGCAGUCGGGGAUUAUGAAGGAAUGAAUAGAGGCGUUGGUUGGGAUAUACGGAUAGGAUUCAGCAUGAUACCCAGUUGAUAUGUCCAUUGGAGGUAUUGCGGUAUUGAUAUAGGGGAU
Molecule: messenger RNA, 3140 nt
Organism: Sodiomyces alkalinus F11
Lineage: Eukaryota; Fungi; Ascomycota; Sordariomycetes; Glomerellales; Plectosphaerellaceae
Exons: 1
Coding region: 433-3048 (871 amino acids)
Biological process (GO): mismatch repair
Cellular component (GO): mismatch repair complex
Molecular function (GO): ATP hydrolysis activity; ATP-dependent DNA damage sensor activity; ATP binding
Source: RefSeq, a predicted model, not a curated record